Messenger RNA from Saccharomyces mikatae IFO 1815, 1554 nucleotides. RefSeq names its product nucleoside transmembrane transporter FUN26 (gene FUN26). NCBI's taxonomy places the organism in Eukaryota, Fungi, Ascomycota, Saccharomycetes, Saccharomycetales, Saccharomycetaceae. Gene Ontology annotation, cellular component: plasma membrane; fungal-type vacuole membrane. The record is from RefSeq and is a predicted model, not a curated record. Gene Ontology annotation, molecular function: nucleobase transmembrane transporter activity; nicotinamide riboside transmembrane transporter activity. Bases 1 to 1554 code for a protein of 517 amino acids. Gene Ontology annotation, biological process: nucleoside transmembrane transport. The transcript has a single exon.
AUGAGUACUGGUGCGGACACCGAUACCAUUAAGAAGCCCAUCCUUGCGGUGCCAGAGCCUGCAUUGGCCGAUUCCCAAUCAGAAGAGUUAUCACUUUCCAGAGAAGAAAAUGUGCCGCAAAACAGCGAACACUCAGAGGAGGAAGGCGACAAUGAUUCUGAAAUGGAUCAAUCUCUAUCCAGUGAGCCACUGGAUACGUUGCCGCUGAAAAAGAAGUUGAAAAAUCUUUCGUAUAUUACUUUUUUCACCAUAGGGAUAGGUCUUUUAUGGCCAUGGAACUGCAUCUUGAGUGCCUCGCAGUAUUUCAAGCACGACAUUUUUAAGGACACGUCCAUAUGGGCGAAGAUAUUCACGAGUUCUAUGAUGUCUUUUUCCACCAUAUCAUCAAUGCUGUUUAACAUCUACCUGGCCAAGAGACAGUACAAAUACUCGAGAAGAGUAAUUAAUGGGCUUGUAUGGGAGAUAAUCGUUUUUGUCGUCAUGUGCUUCUUUACAAUUUUGCAUUUCCUUUUGCCCAAAUGGUUCAACUUCAUGUUCAUAAUGGGGCUUGUGGUCAUCAGUUCAAUGGGGACGGCCAUGACGCAGAAUGGUAUCAUGGCAAUUGCCAAUGUCCUCGGCUCCGAGUACAGUCAAGGCGUCAUGGUGGGACAAGCCGUAGCUGGUGUACUGCCCUCCUUGGUACUUUUUGCUUUAGCUUUCAUCGAUAACUCGUCUGUCUCUACCACGGGCGGCAUUCUUCUAUACUUCUUCACUACGACACUUGUAGUCACCAUCUGUGUGGUAAUGUUCAGCGUGAGCAAGAUCAGCAGAAAAGUAAAAGAAAGUUGGAAUAUGGAAGAUGGACACAUCAGCGAUGUAUUGUUAGGCUCUCUGCGCUCUAACGAGGAGGAAAUUCGCAUAGUUGGGCGUAUUGACCAGACCGAUGAUCAAGAUGCCCACUACAACAAUGACCGCCGCGAUGACAACGACGAAGGAGAAGAGCUCCAACUGAAAGUACCCUUCGAAGUACUGUUUGCCAAAUUGAAGUACCUGGUCCUUUCCAUAUUCACCACUUUCGUCGUGACUCUUGUUUUCCCCGUAUUUGCGUCUGCCACCUACGUGACGGGGCUUCCCCUAAGCAAUGCACAAUACAUCCCGCUCAUAUUCACACUGUGGAACCUAGGAGACCUUUAUGGAAGGGUCAUUGCCGACUGGCCCAUGUUCCGUGACCAAAAUUUCACUCCACGCAAAACGUUCAUUUACUCACUGUUGCGGGUGGCAGCGAUCCCACUUUUUUUGCUGUUCACAGCCAUCACCUCCUCAUCAAGCGGCGACGAGGACCAUAAUGGCUCCAUAAUUGUCGACCUGUGCUAUAUGCUACUACAGUUCCUCUUCGGUGUGACCAAUGGACACGUCAUCUCCAUGAGUUUCAUGAAGGUACCAGAGCAACUGGACAGCGACGACGAGAAGGAAGCAGCCGGUGGAUUCACCAAUAUCUUCGUCUCGACAGGGUUAGCCCUGGGCAGCAUUAUAAGCUACAUUUUCGUCUUCAUAAUUGACGUUAUCAUCAGAUAA